Molecule: messenger RNA, 544 nt
Organism: Morus notabilis
Lineage: Eukaryota; Viridiplantae; Streptophyta; Magnoliopsida; Rosales; Moraceae
Exons: 2
Coding region: 81-323 (80 amino acids)
Source: RefSeq, a predicted model, not a curated record
CUGUUUUCAGUUUAAUAUGUCUCCUAUAAUAGAAUGACAUAAUAUAUCCACUUAAUAGUAUUGUUUCUUUUACAGUUGUCAUGUCUGCCAAGUACAUUAUUUCUGCUAUAGUGGGAUCAUUUGCCGUGGCUUGGGCAUGCGACCACUACAUUGCUGACAAGAAGAUAUUUGGAGGGACUACCCCCCAUACUGUAUCAAACAAGGAGUGGUGGGAGGAAACUGACAAGAAGUUGCAGGCAUGGCCUCGUACUGCUGGCCCACCGGUCGUCAUGAAUCCCAUAAGCCGCCAGAAUUUCAUCGUCAAGAGCCACACUGAAGCUUGAAGCGUUCUACAUUUAUUAAAUGAUCUGGUUGAAUUGUUCACUCUUGAAUGAGACAUCUGAAACAACGUUUAUCCUGGAUUUUUUGUUUUGUUUUAAAGGUGGGAUAUAAAGUCGGGAAUGCAUAUUUCGGACGUAGUAGGGGCUUUUGUAACCGGUCUUUCCAUGUACUCUUUUGGUCAUGGCUUGGUAAGUGGAUACUAAUAAAUGCCAAAUUUGUCAUU